Molecule: messenger RNA, 2583 nt
Organism: Chelonia mydas (Green sea turtle)
Lineage: Eukaryota; Metazoa; Chordata; Testudines; Cheloniidae
Gene: PLPPR1
Product: phospholipid phosphatase related 1
Exons: 8
Coding region: 284-1261 (325 amino acids)
Biological process (GO): signal transduction; phospholipid metabolic process; phospholipid dephosphorylation
Molecular function (GO): phosphatidate phosphatase activity
Source: RefSeq, a predicted model, not a curated record
UCCUGGUGCUCAACAAACAGCGGAGCCUGGCCCUCGGGCAGCAGCCGCGGCAGCAGCAGGAGGAGCAGGAGGCGGGAUCACCCCCGUAGCGCCCCCCCAGCCCGGCCCGCGGGCCGGCCCUCCCCGGCGCCCCGCGGUCACCAUGCCUUGGCUGGGGAGCGGGGCGGCGGGCAGCAGGCUGCCUGGAUGCCGCUGCUCCUAGCUGGACAGCCCCGCAAAGAAAGAGACCGAGGGGAGUCUGGUAAAGUUUUGGACAGUGCUUUCCCAAGAGGUGUGAUGAGAAAUGGCUUUAGGAAACAACACCCAGCGAAGUUAUUCCAUCAUCCCAUGUUUCAUCUUCGUCGAGCUCGUCAUCAUGGCUGGGACCGUUCUGCUCGCCUACUACUUCGAGUGCACUGACACUUUCCAGGUGCAUAUCCAGGGUUUCUUCUGUCAGGAUGGAGAUUUGAUGAAGCCUUACCCAGGAACGGAGGACGAGAGCUUUAUUUCACCUCUGGUGCUGUAUUGCGUGCUGGCUUCGACCCCGACAGCUAUUAUUUUUAUCGGCGAGAUCUCCAUGUAUUUUAUAAAAUCAACCCGAGAAACCCUGAUUGUCCAGGAGAAAACUAUCUUGACCGGAGAGUGCUGUUACCUGAACCCAUUACUACGAAGAAUUAUACGGUUUAUAGGGGUGUUUGCAUUUGGACUUUUUGCCACUGACAUAUUUGUAAAUGCUGGCCAGGUAGUGACUGGGAACUUGGCUCCUUACUUCCUGACGGUGUGUAAACCCAACUACACGGGGAGCGACUGCCGGGCUCACCAUCAGUUCAUAAACAAUGGGAAUAUCUGCACCGGGGACCUGGAGGUGAUUGAAAAGGCAAGGAGAUCCUUUCCAUCCAAACAUGCUGCUUUGAGCAUUUACUCAGCCCUUUAUGCCACGAUGUACAUCACAAGCACAAUUAAAACAAAGAGCAGCAGACUAGCAAAGCCUGUGCUGUGUCUGGGGACCCUCUGUGCUGCCUUCCUCACCGGGCUAAAUCGAGUUUCCGAGUAUCGAAACCACUGUUCGGAUGUGAUUGCAGGCUUCAUCUUGGGAAGCGCGGUAGCGUUGUUUCUGGGAAUGUGUGUUGUCCAUAACUUUAAAGGAACACAUGGAGCUCCUUCUAAACCGAAGCCUGAAGAUCCCCGAGGGAUGCCCCUCAUGGCUUUUCCAAGAGUGGAAAGUCCCCUGGAGACAUUGAGUGCACAGAAUCACUCUGCCUCUAUGACUGAAGUAACCUGAGCUGGAAGAUGGCAAGAGAAGUUAUUUUUUAUUACCCUUCAGUACAAUGCUCCAAGACACACAGUUACUAAAUGUCCAACGGUGACAACCAGUAUUAUGUUAUGUCUAGUUAGAGGCUGAUGUUUUGUACAUUUUUUGUAUGAGGAAGUGAUGUAGCUUGCCCGGAUUUUUUUGUCAGCUUUAAUAUAUUUAUGCCAGAAUUUAAAAACAAAACACAAACAAACAAAAAGAACCCAACCUCUUUUCUUGUUUAAAGUGUGCACUGAGGAACUACAUCUAUGGACUUGUUGAUGUUGUUAUGUGAUAUUUGUACACAGACUUUUCUUUUUUUGUUUUAUAUACAUUGAAAUAAAAUAAUUAUAAUAAUUCACUUUUACCUUUUGUUAUCAUAGGAAACACUUCGGACAAAGGGACAGAUUCUGACGUCAGGAAUCUUAGUGUAAAUCUGUAUUAGCUGCAUAAAGAUACUUCAGAUUUGGCUGAGAUCACGAAUCUAGCCCAAAGGGUACUGACAAGUAAUACACCCUCAGGCUCUGAUUCAACAAGUUACUUAAGCAUGUACUUAUCUUUAAGUAUGGGAAUAAUCCAGUUGAAACUGAUGGGACAACUCAUGUGCUUGAAGUUAGGAAGGGCUUUAGAAUCUUGCUGUAUCAGGGCCUGAUUGAGCUGGGGCAGGAGGAAGAUUGUGCUAGUUCUUAGAAAAUAACUAAAAUAAUAGGGUCAGUGUUUGUAAUUGAUUUUUAUGAGAAUAAGUUGGUCACUUUAAAAAAUGCUCGACUAUUCUGCAACGACGACCCACGGUACUCCAAUUGACAAUAGCAUUGGUGCAGGGCCCAGUUCCACCCUCGGAUAUACGCACACAACUCCUGCUUGAAGUAAGAUAUGCAUAUUUAAGGGCAGAAAUAGGGCCAUAUGGGCUUGAGGGCAUUACUGUGGAUUUGCCCCGGAUUUUUCUUAGGUGGGAGUGUCCAUGUUUCAUAACUGCAUUAUAGUGUCAUAACAUGAACCUUGCACUUAAUCGGUGACCUUCGUUACACUGGUGCAAAUGAAAAGCAAAAUCACUAAAGUCAAGGGAGUUACUUGGGAUUUGGACUGGUGUGACCAAGAGGUCAAUUUGGCGCUGAUGAUCUCCAUGGGAUCUGGCACGCUGUUUCAUUCUGAGCCUCCAAUGAGCCAUAAGAAUAAACGGCACAGGCCAUAAUAGCUGAGUCUGCACUUUUUGUAAAUGAUAUCGUCCAGAGUUUUUAACAAACCUGCUCUUCUACAAUUUGCACAGUAUUGUUAGAAAUAAACUAAGGGGACCCUCUUUAAAACAAACAGAA